This is a messenger RNA of Selaginella moellendorffii, 765 nucleotides long. RefSeq names its product soluble inorganic pyrophosphatase 1. Gene Ontology annotation, cellular component: cytoplasm. NCBI's taxonomy places the organism in Eukaryota, Viridiplantae, Streptophyta, Lycopodiopsida, Selaginellales, Selaginellaceae. The record is from RefSeq and is a predicted model, not a curated record. Gene Ontology annotation, molecular function: inorganic diphosphate phosphatase activity; magnesium ion binding. Gene Ontology annotation, biological process: phosphate-containing compound metabolic process. The transcript has 7 exons. Bases 27 to 674 code for a protein of 215 amino acids.
AGCCAAGCAAAGUAUUUUGGCUGGCGAUGGCGGACCGAUUCGUCGCGGCGCAUCCCUGGCACGACCUCGAAAUCGGUACGCUCGUCUCGUGUUCUCUUGAUUCUCAGGCUGUUCUUGCGAUCUUCUCACGCGAUCGAGCCUCUUGUUUCGUGGCCAAACCCCAAGCAUUGCUUGAAUCGGUUUUCCAGGUCGUGGAAAUCGCCAAAGGCAGCAAAGUCAAGUAUGAGCUCGACAAGCAGAGUGGAUUGAUCAAGGUUGAUCGAGUCCUUUAUUCCUCGGUGGUUUAUCCACACAACUAUGGAUUUGUUCCACGCACGCUGUGUGAAGACAAUGACCCGCUUGACGUUCUUGUGAUCAUGCAAGAGCCUGUUCUUCCAGGAGCGUUUCUCCGAGCCAAAGCCAUCGGGCUCAUGCCGAUGAUCGAUCAGGGGGAGAAGGACGAUAAGAUCAUAGCAGUGUGCGCUGAUGAUCCAGAGUACAAGCAUUGCACGGACAUCAAGCAGCUCCCGCCUCACAGGCUAGCAGAGAUUCGCAGGUUCUUCGAGGAUUACAAGAAGAACGAGAAUAAGCAAGUAGAGGUGGAAGACUUCCUUCCCGCGGAGAAAGCCAUAGAAGCUGUGCGCAACUCAAUGGAUUUGUACGCGGCCUACGUUGUGGAGACCCUUCGCCAGUAGGAAGCCAUGGAAGCUUCGCACAGGACACACACUUCAUUAUAAUUGUUUAUCUUUGCGUUAAUCAAACAAAGUUAUUCCAGCUCUAAAACCA